CACUUUGAUUUAAAGACCAACACAUACCCACUCAUCUUCACGACACUGGGUGGACGUUUUACCGCUCGUAGUGAUCAGAUCCACGGGAUUCGGAGCGAUGGAUGGAGAAGGUGGAUACUUGAUUGCUAAUUGAUUGAUUGACCAACCACUGACCCCUCCAUCAAAAGAGGAUGGUGUGUCCAUACAGUCAUGGAGAAACAUAACACGGACUCUGCCUCCUGCUCAUCUUCUUAAAGGACAGAUAUUGCUGUACGCUAAGCAUAUGAGGGCUCUUACCGUUUGCCUCAGCUGUGUGCUGACCUAGUCAAGCAGGGACGUAAAGGUGCCCCUGCAGAGGUGGAGCUAUGGGCUGCGGGGGGAGCAGGACCGACGCUCUGGAGCCUCGCUACCUGGAGAGCUGGACCAAAGAGACGGAGUCCACAUGGUUGACGAGCACGGACACCGAUAUCCCCCUGUCAUCCAUCCAGAGCAUCCCCUCUGAGAACUCUGAGGCUGGCUUUACAUCUGAGAAAACAAUCAGUCCAGUUCCAGAUUUCUUUGAAGACGGCCUCCCUCCUCCCGCCCAGGCCUACCUGAAGGUCUGUUCAGCCGUGUCGGAGGCCAGUCUGAAUGAUGUGAACCCCAGCAGCCCGCCCUCUGUGCCGGCGUCUCCGCAGCAGGACAAAGUGCCGCCGUCGUCGGGCACCACAGUGCAGCGCCGGAGUGUUCUACACACCGAAGAAAUUACAAAAUGGCAGGACAACAGAAUGUCGACCAAGCAGGUGACCAUCACCGUGACGCAGAGCAUCCACCAGGUGGACAAGAACGGGAAGGUCAAGAAAUCCCUUACAACUUAUGAGGUCAUGAAGCCCGUGGAGGCUUUAAAACAGGUGGCCGCAGAAAACACCUGAGUGGACGAAGUCCUGCGAAAAGGCCCGAUGGUGAACUAAAUCAUCUGAAUCCGCUAAACACACCUUGUUGGAGACAUUUUGAUAUUCCGAUGGAUGCACAGGACUGGAGUACGACUUUGAUGAUAAUCAUGUUUACAGUUUUAUGUGUUCACUGUAAUUUGACAUCUUAGGAAAGUGUGUAUGUAAAAUACUCAUUUGGUCGACGGAAACGCGUGAGAUGAGCUCCACUGACUUGCAGAAGAGAAAGUGAAGAAAAUCACUUCAAAAUGAGUUUGACAGGAGAAAAAAAAAAGUGUAAAACUUCUGUUUUAUUUCAUGUUGCUGAAUAUUUAACAAGCGUAAACAUUUCAUAGUCCUACAAAGGGUGCAGUGACGGACCUGGCUUGCUGCAUUGUGUUGCUUUGCACAGUAUGGUGUUAACUUUCUAUCUGAUGACUUCUACUUUUUAAUAAAGUAAAACAAAUAUGGUUCCCUUGAA
Messenger RNA from Fundulus heteroclitus (mummichog), 1368 nucleotides. It is a transcript of the gene baalcb, whose product is annotated as BAALC binder of MAP3K1 and KLF4 b. Lineage: Eukaryota; Metazoa; Chordata; Actinopteri; Cyprinodontiformes; Fundulidae. Bases 345 to 890 code for a protein of 181 amino acids. Gene Ontology annotation, cellular component: cytoplasm. The transcript has 5 exons. The record is from RefSeq and is a predicted model, not a curated record.